AUGUUGUGCCGAAGCGCACAUUGCGCGAGUGGCGGCGGGGGAGGCGGGGGUGGAGGCGGUGGGAGUGGAGGAGGGGCUGGAGAGGCUAGUGGCGGCAGUGGGGGUGGUGACGGCAGCGGCGGGGGCGGUGGCAGGGGCGGGGGCGGCAGCGGGGGCGGAGGUGGUCGUGGCAGCGGCAGGGGAGGAGGUGGUCGAGGAGGUGGCGGCGGCGGUGGUGGUCGUGGAGGCGCUGGCGGUGGUCUGAGCCAGCAGCACACUCCGUCGCUCCAGGAGGCCCGUGAGUGGUAUUCGCAGCGCCCGCGGGCGGGUGGCUUUAGCUGCACGUACGUCAUCCGCACUGGUGACCGCACUGGUCAGACGUGUGGGAGGCCACACCCCACGCAGCGCUGUUUCUCGCGCCUUGACGACGCUUGGCGCGCCCAGUUCCCUGAUGGCGCUGAGCUGCCCCGCUGGGCUGAUCUGGAGAGGAAGGGGGUUGAUAUCUGGGCUCUAGACUUUGAUGCUAUUAUCACUGCCAUGUAUGCGAUGUUUACUAGUGGAGAGGGUGCUCAGUACUUGCGUGUUCCGCCCGACCCGGGCAUUCUGACCAGUGAGGCUGCCGCUCUAGGUGCUAGUGAGACUGCCACUGCAGGUACUCGCGUGUCUGCCACCUCAGGUGAUGGUGAGGCUGCCGCUCUAGCCGCUUGCUCGGCCAGUUGCUGUCUCCCUCGCUGA
Molecule: messenger RNA, 714 nt
Organism: Closterium sp. Yama58-4
Lineage: Eukaryota; Viridiplantae; Streptophyta; Zygnematophyceae; Desmidiales; Closteriaceae
Source: the annotation of a GenBank genome assembly